Messenger RNA from Pan troglodytes (chimpanzee), 6101 nucleotides. It is a transcript of the gene NECAP1, whose product is annotated as NECAP endocytosis associated 1. The record is from RefSeq and is a predicted model, not a curated record. Gene Ontology annotation, biological process: endocytosis. The transcript is spliced from 8 exons. Lineage: Eukaryota; Metazoa; Chordata; Mammalia; Primates; Hominidae. Bases 3595 to 4422 code for a protein of 275 amino acids. Gene Ontology annotation, cellular component: membrane; clathrin vesicle coat.
GGAGUCUCAUUCAGUAGCCCAGGCUGGAGUGCAGUGGCAUGAUCUUGACUCACUGCAACCUCUGUCUCCUGGGUUCAAGCAAUUCUCCUGCCUUAGCCUCCCAAGUAGCUGGCAUUACAGGCAUGCACCACUAUGCCCAGCUAGUUUUUGUAUUUUCAGUAGAGACAGGGUUUCAACAUGUUAGCCAGGCUGGUCUUGAACUCCUGACCUCAAGUGAUCUGCCUGCCUCAGCCUCCCAAGGUGCUGAGGUUACAGGCGUGAGCCACUGUGCCGGCGCAAGACAUUUUUAAUUAUUUUGAUUGGGAAAGAACAAAUCAUCCCUGUUAAGGCAGGCUGAAAUGAUGAUUCAUUUAGCAAAUAAACAUACAGAGUUCUUACUAUAGUCUGAAAACUGUGCUAGAUACUGGGAAAACACAAACCUGUUUCUUUCCCUUGGAAAACAGAGAUGCCAACAAGCAGUUGAAUGCAAUGUGGUAAGAACUAAAACAGGUGUACAAAUGUUGUGGGAGCAUAGAGGAGGCAGUUACCAGUUCUAUUUAGAGAAGUUGAGGAAAACUUCUGAGAUAAAUUGAUAUUUAGAUUAGAUCUAAAGGCAUCUUACCAAGGAAUGAACGGGAAGUGCAUUUCAGUCUGGACAAAUAUGUUCAGCAUGAAUAAAAAUGGCAUGUAUGGAAAAUUAUGGCAAUGUGAUCAGUUAAGCUAGAGAGGACAUCAUGGGUGAGAGUGAGGAAGACUGUAUUUUUUUCUGUUUCUGUUGAGAUGAAGCAAGAGAAGGGAAAUUUAAAUUUAUAUAAAGAAAAAACACGGUUAAGUAAGGGUUUUUUUUUUUUAGGUGAAAGGACUUGAAUAUUCUUACAUGGUGAGGGAAAGGGGUGAAUGGAAAAUGAGUUUUAAGAUACAGGAAAGAAAGGAGAUAACUGAUUAACCAGGUCCCUGAGGAGAUUGGUCCCUGAGGAGAAUCCAGGGCACACACAAGUGGAUAGGAGAAAGAAUAGAUGAAGAUGCAGAUAGGAGUAUGAAUAGGGUGUCAUUAAGUUGAGAGAGUUCACACAAACUUUAUUUUCUUAGGGAAGUAGUAAGAUGUUUUACCUGUCAAGAAAGAAAAGGAGAAGACUUAGAGUUGAAGGCCUGAAAGGGCAGCAAAAUUUGGAACAACCAUUAAAGGGAAUGAAAAUAAAAACUAGCAAUGGCAAAUCUGGGUGUUAAGGGCAAAGCUGAGACUCAAACCCAUAAACUUUUAGGGACACCAAUCUUUAUACUUGUGUGAUUUGCUUUUGGAGAAUGAUGGAGGGAGAUGGUUGGAAUAUAUACUACUGGAGUCUUUUGGGUUGGCUGUGAUGGAAAGACAAAGAGGAAAGGAAACUUAAGGAUGCUGGCAAGAGAACUGUCGAAACAAGGAGAUGGGAGGAAUAAAGAGAAGGCUAACAACGUGCAGAACAUGAAGAAAAACAGGUGAGGUAGAAAAGAGAGGUAAAGAUAGUUAGAAUUUAUGUCAAGAGAUUGUAUGGCUAGGAAGAGUUAACUAUAUGGGCUUUGAAAUCUCUAAAAGCUUUGGGAGAAGAGGAAGAGUAUAAACUAGUAAGAAGGUGAACCAGAAGCCAGAAUCCUCCAAAAAUGAUUGCCAGUGAUAACACAGAACAGAGGAAAAAAAAGAGGUACAAUGUGGUGUAGUCAUAUGACCUAGGCUUCAGAUGAGAUCAUAGGGUCAGAAAUAAGGAACAACAAGUAAUAAACCACUUUUCUGUCUUUAUUUUUCUUUUAACAUGUAUUCAGUGACAAUAAUAGCUAUAUAAAUCUUAAACAACAGAGAAAUAUAUGGAGGAGAAAAUAAGUUUCUUUCCCCCACUUAGCCUUAUAUCCUUUGAAAGCCUUCUCAAUGCAUUUACAUGCAUGCAUAUAUAAUUUUGGGGUGUUUCGACAAAAGUUGAUAAUGCUGUAUGUUUUUUGCAGUUGGCUUUAAAAAAUCUUGGAUCUCUUUCAAUGGCUAACCCUUUAGUUCAAAACAUCUCAUAGUAAUAGAUAUACCAUUAACCAUUUCCCAUUGAUAGAUGGUCAUUUUGUUUCCAUUUUUUUCACUAUUACAAACAAUGCUGUAGUAUUAUUGUACAUACUUUUUUGUGCAUAUAAGGAUUUCUCUACAAUACUUAUUAGUGAAACUGCUAAAUUGAAGAUUACGUCCAAUUAAUAUUUUGAUAAAUUCUGUUAAUUUCCCUUUUAAAAAUGCCGUGCCAAUUUACAUUCCUGCCAACAGUGUAUGAGAUUAGACUGUUCCUCACGUCCUCGCCAGGGAUAAAUAUUGUAAUUCUUUUUGAAAUUUAAGAUAUCACUUUCCGAGGUGGAGCAGACAAAUUAGAGGCAGGUUUGCUUUUUUUUUUUUCUCAUUAAACUUUUUUAAUGGGUCUCAAAAUUCUGUGACGAAUUUUUGGAUAAGUUGUUUCCAUUAAAAAGUACUGAUUUAAAAAACUAAUAACUUAAAACUGCCACACGCAAAAAAGAAAACCAGUGGUCCACAAAACAUUCUCCUUUCCUUCUGAAGGUUUUACGAUGCAUUGUUUUCAUUAACCAGUCUUUUACUACUGAACUUAAAUGGCCAAUUGAAACAAACAGUUCUGAGACCGUUCUUCCACCACUGAUUAAGAGUGGGGUGGCAGGUAUUAGGGAUGAUAUUCAUCUAGCCUUCUGAGCUUUCUGGGCAGACUUGGUGACCUUGCCAGCUCCAGCAGCGGUGAAGACUGCUGCUGUUGUAAUGAGGCAGGCUUGAGUUUCUGUCUCAGUUUUGCCACUUGCUAUCUGUACUGUCAGGGUGUUGUGGUUAAGUUUACCUUUGGGGCGCAGAAAAAGCAUAUUUAUGGUGAGAGUUCGGUAGCAUUUAUCAUUAUAAUAGAACUGGGAGCUAAUAUAGGCCAUUAGAUAGUUCAUUAUGCUUCCGAUUUUAUCAGGAAUUGGGUUGAUCCCACGUAUAGUCUAUUUAACAGGAUCAAAUUUUCCAAAAAGAUAAUCGGAAUACACGCCGAAAGUGUGGCAAAACAUUUUAACAGGUGUCGUCCUGAAAAAUCGGAGAUAAAGAGUGUGAGGCACUAAAUCAAGUUGGGUGUUUUCAGCGUUUAGACUCUGGAGAGUUGAAAUCCACGGUGUCUAUGACCAGAUCAUACAUCAUUCUCUGCAGGUACCUCGUCUGGGAUUACCGGCUGGAGGUUGCCUCUUUUCUGCCAGGAGACUACAGUUAGGAAGUGACUCCUGUAAGAAAAUCCGUCACGAUUCAAUAUGGUCCUCAUCCUCGUAGGACACUCCAGGCACCUGCCUAGAGUAAGAUGGCGCUUUUCGUAAGCACCUCUUCAGGACAGAGAUUUCCAUAACGAGAGUCACGCCCUUGGAGGCCAUCUUUGCCAUUAUCCAAGAUGGUGAGCCGUGCAGCCUCAUCGUUUCCAGGUUUCAAUAUGGCUCCCCGCGUCACCGAAAAGGUUAAUCUCAGAAACUAACUUGAACUUGCGCGGAAGUGACGCAACAGAAGUUGUCGCGCUUUGCAUCUCCGCCUCCCGUGCUCCGCCUCCGGUCUUACGUUUCGCCCCCGGCAGCGCGGACAGCGGACCCAAGAUGGCGACCGAGUUGGAGUACGAGUCCGUGCUGUGUGUGAAGCCAGACGUCAGCGUCUACCGGAUUCCGCCCCGGGCCUCCAACCGCGGUUACAGGGCCUCUGACUGGAAAUUAGACCAGCCUGAUUGGACUGGUCGCCUCCGAAUCACUUCAAAAGGGAAGACUGCCUAUAUCAAACUCGAGGAUAAAGUUUCAGGGGAGCUCUUUGCUCAGGCACCAGUAGAACAAUAUCCUGGUAUUGCUGUGGAGACAGUGACAGAUUCUAGCCGCUACUUUGUAAUCCGGAUCCAGGAUGGUACUGGGCGCAGUGCUUUCAUUGGCAUUGGCUUCACAGAUCGGGGAGAUGCCUUCGACUUUAAUGUCUCCUUGCAGGAUCACUUCAAGUGGGUAAAGCAGGAAUCUGAGAUUUCCAAGGAAUCUCAAGAAAUGGAUGCUCGUCCUAAGUUGGAUCUGGGCUUCAAGGAAGGACAAACCAUCAAGUUGAGUAUCGGGAACAUUACAAACAAGAAAGGAGGUGCUUCUAAGCCCAGGACUGCAAGGGGUGGGGGUCUGAGCCUACUCCCACCCCCGCCAGGAGGCAAAGUCACUAUUCCCCCACCAUCCUCCUCAGUUGCCAUCAGCAAUCAUGUCACCCCACCACCCAUUCCGAAAUCUAACCAUGGAGGCAGUGAUGCAGAUAUCCUUUUAGAUUUGGAUUCUCCUGCUCCUGUCACGACACCAGCACCAACUCCAGUUUCUGCAAGCAAUGACUUGUGGGGAGACUUCAGCACUGCAUCCAGCUCUGUUCCAAACCAGGCACCACAGCCAUCCAACUGGGUCCAGUUCUGAAUGGCAUUGGCAGGACAUUAAGGACAGACUUGAGGAAUAAAAAUGACCUUGAGGGCACCAAUCUGUGAGGGAAGUUAGGAACCCAUUUCCUCCCCAGAACCAGAAUGACUGGAAAAUCUUUUUCAUAGCUUCUCCAUCACAUUCAAGCUGGUUUAUGUCACUCCCCUGUGUUGUUACUUGUACAGCCAAGAAAGUAUCUGUUAUCUCCUGCUUAGUACCAAGGUAGGGGACUAGUGGAUCUUAUCAUAGUUUUGGCUGACUAUGCAGGGCUUAAAAGGCCAGCGUCUGUUUGAGGGGGAAUGACCUCUAACAUCUGUAAAAUUUGUCUCAUCUUUUAAAUUCUUUAACUUAUUUCAAAAUCAUCUCAUGACCCUUGUGUGCCUCUUUGUGAAGCCCUAUUUAGCAAUUUCAGGGGAGUCAAAAACCUUGCAACUUCCUUCUCCACUAACCCAGGACUAAAAAUGGACAGGCUCACCUCAGUGUUUACAAAUUCAGAAUUUUGAUAGGGGUAGAUAUGGAGAAAGACCUAUUUCCUGGGUCUCUGCUGUGUAGUCUCCUUCAGGCUUAUUGUACUCAGUGAACAUCCAGUGCUGGGUGCAGCUCCAUCACCCUCUUAUGUGUUUACAUGUCUCUUUCUAUGAUAAGAGGGUUGUGUUGGUGGCACCUCCACUACUCUUUUCUGUUUGUUGAGUGAAUUGUGUAACAUCUUUGAUCAGUGGGUGUCUCUGUAAUGAAGGAGGUUCAAGAGGCUGUGCUUUCCAAGUGAUAGUCUAUAGGAGUGUUUAAUUUCUUGCAGCUCCAUCUGGUUGCUGCAUUUGAAGCAUGGCAUUAAUUUGUAUUUGCUCUGUUCUUUGACCUAAAGUUGAAGGGUUUAGAGUUUUUAACCUGAUCUGUAGAGCAGAGAGGUUGAAAGCACUUAACUCUUGUUUAGUAUCCUCAUUGCCUUGCUGCCUGGGUAUCUGGCCCCUUUCCAUAAACAUUUCUUUUCAGUUCAUGUAGUUCUUUAAUAGAAAGCUGCUGUUAUGUAUAUUGUCAUUUGUGAAGGAAGUUGGAGAGUCACAGCUUUACUGUGACAGGUUUUGCCCAAGGCUUUGAUACCUGUCACCCAGCGUAUCUUAAAAGCAAGUUGUUCUCCCACUACUUUCCUUUCCCUCUGCCCUGCCAUUCCUUUUACAAUGCUGUGAAAAAAGUUCUGCUUCUUAGGUGAAUGGGGUACUUUCUAUUUUGUUUCUAAACGAGCAAUUUUGAGGAUGAAAUGGGAAGAUAUCAUUGCUUCCUUUUUGCACCUAUUGGGUAUGUACACUCUGGCCGAAGGGAGUCCUUAUGUUUAGUUUCAAAAUAUAUUACUUUCCUGGAUUCUCUUCUUCACUUUUUCUGACUUUGGGUCCAUUUUCUUUUCAUUGCCUCCUUUUCCAGGCAGCUCUAUUCUUGCAGAGCCAUAGCAGGACAUAUUAAAAUUCCAAUAGAAAACACUAAAAGGAAAGUCUGUGGAAUCACUAGUGACUAAAUACUGGGAACCUAUUUUCUCAAUCUUCCUCCAUGUUGUGUUCUUUGUAUUCUCGAGAUGAUAAUAUAUUAUGUAUUUGAAUUCCUGAAAAAUGGAAAAUGUUUAAGAUAUAUGUAUAUAAAGCGUAUGCUGUAUUGGUGCAAUAAUGGUAAUUAAAAAUAUGAAAAAAGUG